This is a messenger RNA of Sceloporus undulatus (fence lizard), 7858 nucleotides long. RefSeq names its product tripartite motif containing 67 (gene TRIM67). Gene Ontology annotation, molecular function: zinc ion binding; protein binding. Lineage: Eukaryota; Metazoa; Chordata; Lepidosauria; Squamata; Phrynosomatidae. The record is from RefSeq and is a predicted model, not a curated record.
UCUCUUGGGCCCGUUGAUCCUCAGUGGGGCUGAAUCCUGAUUGCAACAUCUUUCCAGUUGCAACUACAGCAAUAGGAGAGGAGGAGGAAAGCGGCACAAGGGGACUUUGGAGGCUAAAGGAAAGCUCAGCCAUCCCACCAAGGGUACCUCUGGGGCCCGCUGAUCCGCUCCAUCUCUCUCCUGUGGUGCUGGACCCUGAUUCCGACAUCUUUCCAGUUGCAAUCGCAGCAGCAGGACAGGGAGGAGGAACAGAGGCAAAGGGACUAUGGGGCUAAAGGAAAGACCAGCCAUCACACCAAGGGUACCUCUGGGUCCUGCUGAUCCUCUGUGGGGCUGAACCUUGACUCGGACAUCUUUUCAGCUCCAAGCUCAGAAGAAGAGGGAGGAAGAAGGGAGGCACAAGGGGACUAUGGAGGCGAAGGGAAAGAGCAGCCAUCCCACCAAGGGGGCCUCUUGGGCUGGCUGAUCCGUUUUAUCUCUCCUCUGUGGGGCUGAACCCUGAUUCCGACAUUCCGACAUCUUUCCAGCAGUAGGAGCAAGAGGGAGAUGGAGGCACAGGGAAAGAAUUAUUAUUAUUAUUAUUAUUAGUAGUAGUAGUAUUAUUAAAGGGGGCCUCUUGGGCCCGCUGACCCACUCCCUUCCUCCCCCUCUCCUCCCGCAGCCAUGGAAGAGGAGCUGAAGUGCCCGGUGUGCGGCUCUCUGUUCCGGGAGCCCAUCAUCCUGCCCUGCUCCCACAAUGUCUGCCUGCCUUGCGCCCGCACCAUCGCCGUCCAGACCCCGGAGAGCGAGCAGCACUUGCCCUCCCUGCUCCACCCGAGGGGGACUCCAGGGCCCUCGGGGCCACCGGGGCUGCCCUCCUCCUCCUCCUCGGGACCGGCCUCCCUGGACUGUGAGGCUGGGGGGGCUGUCCCCGGAGGGGGCGCGGGCCUCGGAGGGCCAGACCACGCCGACAAGCUCAGCCUCCACAGCGAGACCGACAGCGGCUACGGCUCCUACACGCCCAGCCUCAAGUCCCCCAACGGGGUCCGGGUCCUGCCUUUGGGCCCACCGCCUCCUCCCGGUUCAGGGGCCGGGGUUCUUCCAUUGCGGGGCGGCAGCUGUGCCAGUUCCUCGCUGACCUGCCCUCAGUGCCACCGCAGCGCCUCCCUGGACCCCCGAGGGCUGCGGGGCUUCCAGCGGAACCGGCUGCUGGAGGCCAUCGUCCAGAGGUACCAGGCCGGCAGGGCUGCCUCCUCCUUGACCUCCUCCUCCUCCUCUUCGGCCAAGUGCCAGCUGUGCGACCGGAACCCUCCGGAGCCGGCAGCCGUGGCUUGCGAGCAAUGCGAGGUCCUCUACUGCGCUCCCUGCCAGGUCAAGUGCCACCCGGCCAGGGGCCCCUUCGCCAAGCACCGCCUGCUCCCGCCGCCCAGCCAGCAAGGCAACCCCGCCAGCAGCAGCGGAGGAGGAGCAGGGCCAGGAGCAGGAGCAGGAGGAGCAGCAGGAGCCCCAGGGGCCAAGGCCGGCCCGGGACUGGCCCCCCGCAAGCCCCCGACCUGCGUGGAGCACGAGCUGGAGAACUACAGCAUGUACUGCGCCACGUGCCGGAGCCCUGUCUGCUACCAGUGCCUGGAGGAAGGCAAGCACGGCAAGCACGAGGUCAAGGCCCUGGGAGCCAUGUGGAAGCAGCACAAGGCACAACUGUCUCAGGCUUUGAAUGGCAUUUCAGAUAAAGCAAAAGAAGCAAAAGAAUUUCUGGUACAACUAAAAAAUAUUUUACAGCAGAUUCAGGAAAAUGGCUUGGAUUAUGAAGCCUGUCUAGUGGCUCAGUGUGAUGCCUUGGUUGAUGCUUUGACACGUCAGAAGGCAAAACUGCUCACAAAAGUUACAAAAGAGCGUGAGCACAAGCUAAAGGUUGUAUGGGAUCAGAUAAAUCACUGUACUUUGAAACUGCGUCAGUCUACAGGACUUAUGGAAUAUUGUCUUGAAGUAAUCAAAGAAAAUGACCCUUCUGGGUUUUUACAGAUUUCAGAUGCUUUAAUCAAACGUGUUCAAGUGUCUCAAGAGCAGUGGGUCAAAGGGGCUCUGGAACCAAAAGUAUCUGCUGAAUUUGAUCUGACUUUGGAUAGUGAACCCUUGCUGCAGUCAAUUCAUCAGCUGGACUUCAUUCAGAUGAAAUGUAGGGUGCCACCCGUCCCGCUCCUGCAGCUGGAGAAGUGCUGCACCCGAAACAACAGUGUGACCCUAGCCUGGAGGAUGCCACCAUUCAGCCACAACCCAGUGGAAGGCUACAUCUUGGAACUUGACGAUGGAGAUGGCGGACAAUUUCGAGAGGUGUAUGUUGGAAAGGAGACCCUAUGCACUAUUGAUGGCCUUCAUUUCAAUAGUACCUACAAUGCAAGAGUGAAAGCGUUUAAUUCAUCAGGAGUGGGCCCUUACAGCAAAACAGUUGUUUUACAGACUUCUGAUGUGGCCUGGUUUACAUUUGAUCCCUGCUCAGCCCACAGGGACAUAGUCCUUUCAAAUGACAACCAGACAGCUUCUUGCAGUAGCUACGAUGACCGUGUUGUUCUGGGCACAGCUGCUUUCUCAAAGGGAGUCCACUACUGGGAAUUGCACAUAGACCGUUAUGAUAACCAUCCGGACCCAGCCUUUGGAAUCGCUAGAAUUAACGUUGUCAAGGACAUGAUGCUGGGCAAAGAUGACAAGGCAUGGGCUAUGUAUGUCGAUAACAAUCGCAGCUGGUUCAUGCACUGCAAUUCUCACACCAAUCGGACAGAAGGAGGUGUUUCUAAAGGUGCAACUGUAGGUGUUCUACUGGACCUCAAUAAGCACACCCUGACAUUUUACAUCAAUGGGCAACAGCAGGGCCCUCCAGCAUUUGAAAACGUGGAGGGUGUCUUUAUGCCUGCAUUAAGUCUCAACCGAAAUGUGCAGGUGACGCUGCACACAGGACUUGAGGUACCUCAGACUGUAAGACCACCAAAGCUGCCGAGCAAUUGAGCUCCUGUUGUUUAAAUCUAAGAUGGAUUUUAUAAUCUUUCUAACUAGCACUUGGCAUAAAUCAGUUUUACAAAACAUUUGUCACUAGGUCAGAGUCAACAGUGGUUAUCUGAUUUGGGUAACCCAGUGAUUUUUUAAAAAAAAAAAUAUUGACAUGCCUUUUGAGUUUUUACAUUGUUUCAAGAUCACCAAACCUUCUGUGCAUUUUUACUGUACCACUGUGUGAAACCUGAUUGGUUUGCCUAUCCAAAAAGCAAUCAUAGAAAGCAAAAAGCUAUCACAGACAGAACAAAAACAAAAACACCCAAAACUCUUUUCCUUUUCACCAUUCAUCUUGCAGCCAGGUGUGACACAAAUCAGAGAUGAUUAACUGUACUUUCAUCUCCAUCUAUUACAAUAGGAGUUAAUUAUCAUUAUGUUAACCUUCUCUGAGUCUGGAUUAAAUCCAUUAUGCCUUCAUUUACUCUAUCCUAGCCUCUGGUUGUGCUGUACCAACAUGUGUGACUACAACCCACAUUUUAUAUGUGCUAAUAUUUUAGGAAAGUUUGGGUAUUAUAGAUGAUCCUAUCCCAAUUCAGCUGUCUUGCUAAAUGACCUCUGUGUCUUACAUUCUGCAAAUCUGGACAUGAUGGAAGAGGAUGAGAGUGAAUUGGUUUCCCCCAUUGAGUAGCAUCAUUCCAAUUUAUUCUGCUGGAUGCAAGGAUUCAAAUUUUAAAACAAUAUAUGUGGCAGCUUUCAAAUCACUUAUCCCAAGGUAGUUCUAGUGGAUUGAAGUUUUUAUCCUGAACAUCCAUAUUGGUGUGUCUGAUUGACUAAAACAACAUACAGUCCUUCUGUAUUUCAUAGGCUGUAAAUCAUGUAGUGCUUUAUACAUCACAUUUUAACAAAAUUAUUUGCAUGCAGAGGAGAUCUUUGCAAGAGAUAAAAGAUCCACUCACUGAACCACAGAUCUGGAGAUAUGGACGAAAUGAAGCAUAGAUCCCAUGUCUGCCUAAUAAUGAUAGAUUUUUAGCAACCCAAUGAGAUUCUUUACCAUCUUUUUUCUUUUAUCUGUUUUCCUCAUUAGCCUUCUUGUCAUCAUAACAUUCAUAUUGCAAUUUUCUUCUUCCAUUCUGGCAAAAUGGACUUGGAUCAACAUUCUUACUCAUGAGUAUUGUUUCUGCUAAUUUUUGUGAGCUUGAGGUGGACACCUGCAAAAAGCUACAGUAGAAUGUUUGGAGACAAAUGAGAGUCUGUCCCUACCUCACCCCACCCUCAGAAAAUAGGUGUUGCUAGCAUACUGUUAAUGAGGAACCCACAUUCCUGAAACUAAGGCACUCACAAGCCUUUGCUCUGUAUUUCCUUUAAACUUUAAAAGAGCUUCUAAGGAUGAAUAAUGGAAAAGCAACUUAUAAUAUACCCUCUGAAAUGAGAAAGCAUUUAGACAAGUACAUUUAUGCAUGUCUUCUUUUUCACUCUACUCAACAGUACUCUUGAGAGGAUUGAAGUUAAGUGCACAUGUAUGUCCUUCAUUGGAUUUCAGUAAUAUCUUUCUGAGUUAUUUUGUGGCCCUCUACAAUGCCCACUGAGUGGCUGUGCAUGAAAAAUUAAAUAUGCUAUCAUACUAAUGAGCUGCAAUUGCAACCUGGGAGCUAAACUAGGCAUGGCACUAAAUGCAUUUAAAUUUAUGAAGUUGCUUGGCUGGGGAUGUAUGUGGAAGUUUAUUGGUGAUAGUGAGGCAUUUCCUUCCAGUGCAACUAGCAGACAGUGAGUGGUUUUUAUCAGCACUGGAGUAGGGAAGAAAAAUGUUAAAUUCACCCCAUUUGGCUGCUAAAAUCUUAAUUAUUAUCAUACAUGUCUGGCAGAUGCCUUUUAUAUUUAAAAUCUUGUAUAUUAAAUGCAAGUAUACAUUUAACAUCAUGUUGAGUUUAGUCUUCAGUGGCCAGUUCAGGCAAUCCUGGCUUUUUAAGCUAUGAGUUAUGAAGCCAGGAAUGAUCACUGUCUGAACACUCUUUGCUUAUCCCUCCUCCUUUUGUGCUUAAUUCCUGGUUAACUUGCUAGGUGCAGAUAGUAGAACUCUGGUUUAAUAUCUGUUAACUAAAUGGGUCUGUAACCACACAAAACAAUUAUAGCACUUUGAUUCCAUUUUUAAGUGCCAUAGCUGCAUCAUAUGGAAUCCUGGGAUUUGUAGUCUAUUUAGAAUUCUUUAGUACAUUCCCAUGAAUAUUAGUAUUAGGGUUCUCCCAUGGAAAAUUCACAAAACUACAAAUCCCAGGAUUCCAUAGAACAGAGUCAGGACAAUUGAAGUGGUAUGAAACUGAUAUAAUUGUACAACAUGGAUAAUAAGCCAGGAUUUACACACCAAUGUCCAUGCUCAAAAUAAAGAGAGGAGUGUUUGAUCCCAGUGCUCAUCAUUUAUGGAGCUGGAAAGGUUUGCUCAAACUCAGCCAUCAACAAACACGUUGUAGUGGGGUGCAAAGUAUCAGCAAUACCAUGGAACCAUCCCUGUGCCUUUUCAAUAAAGUACAUAUAAGGCAAACCAUACUGGUCAAAUACACUGCUUAAAAAAACAUAUAAGACAGGAUAUCAUAACUCAAAGCUAUGCUUGUGUUCUCCUGUAAGUACAUGAAGUAACUGUGUGCUUAAUUUUAAGCGUGUGAAUAAAUGCUGGGUUAAGUAAGACUUUUCUCAGGAAGAUACCUGACAUAAUCAAAUUCUUUUCUCAUUUCGCCUCAUUUCAUAGCAUUUCUUUUAUAAUUAUUUGCCUUUCUAAUCAUGCUAUUUAGGUAUAUCACUCUUUGUAUAUUCAGACAUGCAUGCAAACAUAAACAUGCAUUCUCAUUCUGCUGAAUACUAUAAUAAUCCCAUAUGAUAUCUCAUAUGAUGUACCUGUUGCAAAGCUGCAUGAUUUCAGACUAUAGUUGAAAGAGAGAACACUCAUUAUAUAUACAAAGAGAAAUAUAAUUUGAUAAUCACCAAAAACUUGGCCAUCAAAAGUCAGAUAAACACCUGUAUGGAAUUUCCCCCAAAGAUGCUAGGUUUCUGCAUCUAAACAAUAUUUUCUGUGGGGUACCAUUCCAGCUUUCUUUCCUCUACCUGAAGUCUGAAAAUAUAUGCCACAGAAGGCUUUGGCCUUUUGCUCUCUGCUUGUUCUUGGAUUUUGUACACACUAUAAUAAUAAAAGCUGAGAGCUAAAGCAAUUUAACAGAAGCUUGUAAAUAUCAAAUCUAGUUUUGUGUAUCUUUUGUGUGAGAUACUGCAGCAUUAGGACAAAACUAUCCAUAGCAUAUUUGGGGGCAAUUCAGAUGCUAAAUGGGGUCAGAUUUUUCACUGCAGGGCCACAUGCAGUGGCAUUUAUGUAUUCAGUAACAGCAAAAUUCAUGAGCACGAUACAGUUCUGAGCAUCAGAUAUAAUUAAAAUUGCCACGGUUGACAUCCAUAAUCUCUUGCCUCUAAUGUGGUAUUGAGCAAAUGUAGAUGCUGUGAUGAGAACUGCUGAGGUAAAAAGAGGCCAAGAAAAUGUCUAAAUAAAUGCUUUAGGAAUUAUGAUAAGUAGUCAGGUCAGCACAUGCAGAGACGUACUGUACAACAUAAAUCAGAACCAUGUUGUAGGCAUCCAUUGUGUAAGUCACACAUAUAUCUUCUAGUCAUUAUUCCUGGCCUGUCUGUCUCCAUGAUCACAAGUGCAGGUUCUGCUAAGUGUAACUGUGUGUGUUCAUUUCGAAACAGAACCUAAAUAUUAUGUGCCUGCAUGUUUGUGGUGGUCAUGUUUAUAUCACCACUAGGUUUUCAGGGCUGGGCUUCACACAGUGGCUAUAGUUUCUUGAAAACAUUUCAUGUAAACUGGCCUAAAUGCAUCAUGUCAUAGCACAUGCCGUUUGAUGUGGAACUCAACAAAAUCUCUUAAAAGUGAAGAAAUAUUGGAUAAAGGUUAAAGGAAUGGGGACACUGAGUGAAGAAAUGCAAGAUAAUCUCAUUUUCAUGUAAUAUCUUCUUAUUUGUCUCCACCAAUAAUACUGGAGUCAAACAGAAUGGAGCUUCUUUGUAUACUGGAGGUGACAAAGAAAGUGAAUGGCUGGUUUAAUUGAAUACUUUCUUUUCUCUGGAAAAAAGCUUCCUCUAGCUGAGAAGUUUCUUCCACUGCUGGAAGAACUUCUUCCUGAAGAGAAAGCUUCUUUUACUGGAGGAUGGAAAUGUUUAUACCCAGCACAUUGAAAAAGAAUAAUAUCCUCCCUGAAGCUUACAAGCAAAGGUGCUUUUUUUAAAAAAAAAAAAUGUAGCAUUUUUUCUUAUGAAUCUGAAUCUUACUGGUAGUCCCAGCUAGAGUAAAACCACUGAACUAAGAAGAAUUACAUAUAUGUUGACUCAAAAACUGAUAGAAGAGGUCUGUUCUUGUUGGGCCUACUGAUAUGAUGCAGGCAAUAGUGUUUUAAUUUUAAAAUGUUUAUAUAACUGUGAUACACUGAAAAUGCAAAGAAUGCUGUUCUCUUUCUUAAUUUUAUAAUUUGAAAUAAUCAUACUUUUGUCUGGGAUUUAUUUUAUUUUAUUAUUUUUUAUUUCUAAAAAUGUAGCUGGGUUUGCUUCAAGUCUACCUCACUUAGCCUACUCACUGUGAACUUGGCUUGUAUGAAUUUAGAACAUGCCGCUAUAACAUUGACCUUGGAAGUUCUUAAUAGGCCGGUAUGUGGCAGUGAUUUCCAAAUGGCAAGAUUCUACUUUUGUGAAUCAGAAGAGCUUUAUAGGUAAGUGUCACAGUCACAGAGAAAGUGAGUGUUGGACAUAAUCAGACCCAAGACUAAGAACAUUUUAUUGAUGGCUCAGGGCCAAAGUCAGCCAGAGGUAGGCAUGAGCCAUAAGGUAAUACAGUUGGUCCUCCAUAUCUGCAGAUUCCACAUCCACG